UGUAAGUGUGUAUUUUUUUUUUUAUUUCAGGAAAAAAUGUUAAUCACAGAUAGCUUAUUAUUUGAUUUAACAAUCGCUGUUGGAACUCUUUUAGUAGCCGGUUUUUUUUAUAUUAAACACAAAUAUGGCUAUUGGACCAGACGAGGGGUUACACAGUUGUCUCCAGUUUUUCCAUUUGGUAAUUACGGAGUGGCAUUACCAAAAGGAUUUUCGCUUGGAGCUCGUACCAACCGAUUUUAUAACGCUUUCAAAAAAUCUGGAAAUAAAUUAGGAGGUGUUUAUAUUGGACUGGAUCCGUACAUUGUUAUAGUCGAUCCACUGUACGCAAAGGAAAUAUUAACUAGAGAUUUCCAGUAUUUCGUAGAUCGUGGUAUUUAUUUCAACAAAAAAAAUUUAGUCACUUUAAAUAUAUUUACGCAGAAAGGAGACGACUGGCGAAAUGCAAGAGCAAAACUUACGAGCAUGUUCACAUCAUCAAAAAUGAAAUUUUAUUUUAACACCGUAAAACAAUGUAGCGGUGACUUGAAGGCCAAUUUGAUAACUCUUGAAAAGAGUAAUGCAGAUGUUGAUAUUUAUGAAGUAAUGGGAUGUUACUUUACUGACAUAAUAGGUUCUGUCACUUUUGGAAUUGAAGCCAACAGUUUUAAACGUGAAGAUGCAAUAUUCAGAAAAGUGGCAAGAGAUUUGUUCCAAUCGUUGCCUAUUACUUUUCAAAUGAUACUGUUCGUCAUUGUCUGUUAUCCCAAAGUGGCCAACUUUCUUGAUAUGCCCAUAAUUCAACCACAUAUUGAAAAAUUUUUCUUUGAUUUUGUACCGGAAACAUUGGAACAUAGAAUAAAAAAUAACAUAUACAGGGAAGACUUUCUGCAAUUAAUGAUUGAACUAAAAAAAUCUGGAGAAUUCGAUACAGAAGAGAUUGUAGCUCAGUGUUUUAAUUUUUUUGUUGCUGGUUUCGAAACAUCUUCCACAACUUCUACAUUUUUACUUUAUGAACUAAGUGUGAACAAAGACAUUCAAGAUAGAGUAAGAGAAGAAAUAAAUAGCGUUCUGAAAAAACAUGAUGGUGAUUUUACUUAUGAGGCCAUUCAAGAAAUGACGUAUUUAUCACAAGUAAUGGCUGAAACUAUGAGAAAAUAUCCACCAUUAACAGCUCUCACAAGAGUCUGCGUCAAAGACUACAAGUUUCCCGAUAGUGAAGUAUUUAUUGAAAAAGGAACCACAGCCAUACUGCCAGUAUUAGGCUACCACUAUGAUCCAGAAGUUUUUCCAGAUCCAGAAAAAUUUAAUCCAGAUAGAUUUGAAGAUAAAAAUGUUAAAUAUGACGGGUAUUUGCCUUUUGGUUAUGGACCGCGGAACUGUAUAGGUGAGCGACUUGGAGUCAUGCAAGUGAAGUUAGGAGUAGCUGAGGUGAUAAGAAAUUAUAAACUUUCUGUAAGCCCGAAGAUGGAUCAACAGCUAGAAUUUGAUGAGUAUAUUUUUGUCACUAGGAUGAAACAAAAAAUUUUACUAAAAUUAGACAAAAUUUUAAAUUAA
Messenger RNA from Psylliodes chrysocephalus, 1533 nucleotides. The record is from the annotation of a GenBank genome assembly. NCBI's taxonomy places the organism in Eukaryota, Metazoa, Arthropoda, Insecta, Coleoptera, Chrysomelidae.